Acanthamoeba castellanii str. Neff is the source of this 438-nucleotide messenger RNA. RefSeq lists its product as uncharacterized. The record is from RefSeq and is a predicted model, not a curated record. NCBI's taxonomy places the organism in Eukaryota, Discosea, Longamoebia, Acanthamoebidae. The transcript is spliced from 3 exons. The coding region runs from base 1 to 438 and encodes 145 amino acids.
AUGGAGGAGGUCUUGGCCUAUCUUGUGUGGGCGCAUGGCCAAGCCAAGGCGCUCAUGGUGCGCCCUAGGGAUGUCCGCCUUGCUGUUCGCACCAAGCCUAUGACUUGCCCACCUGGUGAGCUCACCUUUGCCGACACGUCGGCGAUGACCGGCUACAUCACAUUCUCGACCGCCGCCAUCGAGCGCGGCCUGCACGACGCCAGCGAGUCAGGCUAUCCGUGCGAGCAGCCCUUCUUGGACCAGUAUUGCCGAGGAUUGAAGGAGGAGCACCUCAUGUGGCUCCUCCUUCACGAGUUCACCCACCUCUUUCACGGGUUCAACAACGACCGGCACGACGAAGCGUUCUUCGAGCAAGUGGCUGCCUUUGCGGAGGAACAUCCCUUCCUCUUCUGUUCUUCCGAGACAGAUCAACACCUCGACCUCAGCGAUAAAAUAUAA